Molecule: messenger RNA, 2390 nt
Organism: Myiozetetes cayanensis
Lineage: Eukaryota; Metazoa; Chordata; Aves; Passeriformes; Tyrannidae
Product: leukocyte elastase inhibitor-like
Exons: 7
Coding region: 111-1253 (380 amino acids)
Biological process (GO): negative regulation of endopeptidase activity
Molecular function (GO): serine-type endopeptidase inhibitor activity
Source: RefSeq, a predicted model, not a curated record
CCCCGGCGGGGUCCCCGCGGGUGUCCCCGCGGUGUCACUGCGCGGCUCGGCUCCUUCCGAUCCAUCCCAUCCCAUCCCGCUCCGCUCUCGCCGCCCCGGCAGCUAUAACCAUGGAGAACCUGCCUAAUGCCAACAGCAGAUUUGCACUUGAUCUGCUCAGAAGAUUUAGUGAGGCCAACCCAACAGGAAAUGUUUUCUUCUCUCCUGUCAGUGUCUCUGCUGCUCUGGCCAUGGUGCUUUUGGGGGCCAAAGGUAACACAGAGGCCCAGGUGCUGAAGACACUUCAUCUGGACAAAGUUGAAGACAUUCAUUCAAAAUUUCAGACUCUGACAAUGGAUAUAAACAGAAGCAAUGCUCCCUAUCUCUUACGGCUUGCCAAUCGGCUUUUUGGAGAGAAGUCCUACAGCUUUUUGCCGGAUUUCCUGACUAAUACACGGAAAUUAUAUGGAGCUGAUUUGGCUACAGUUGACUUUCUUCAGGCUUCUGAUGAAGCCAGGAAAGAAAUUAACCAGUGGGUUGAGGAGAAAACUGAAGGUAAAAUCCCUGAUCUGCUCUCUGAAGGCUCAGUUGAUAACUCGACCAGGCUUGUGCUGGUGAAUGCUAUUUAUUUCAAAGGGAACUGGGCAGAGAAAUUUAAAGAAGCUGACACCAUUGACAUGCCUUUUUGGUUAAGUAAGAAUGAAAGAAAGACAGUGAAAAUGAUGUAUCAGAAAAAUAAAUUUAAUGUUGGGUACAUUCGUGAAGAGAAGAUCCGUGUUUUAGAACUGCCUUACGAUGGAAGAGAACUUAGUAUGAUCAUCCUGUUACCUGAUAGCAUUGAGGAUGAGUCUACUGGACUGCAGAAGCUGGAAAAGCAGCUUACCUUAGAGAAGCUCCAGGAAUGGACACGUCCAGAGCAUCUAUAUUCCACCGAUAUUAAUGUGCAUUUGCCAAAGUUUAAGCUGGAAGAAAGCUAUGAUCUUAAGUCAGAUUUAGCUGCUAUGGGCUUGUUGGAUGUAUUUGACAGUGGUAAGGCUGACUUGUCAGGAAUGUCAGGGGCACGUGACCUCUUUCUCUCUAAAGUUGUCCACAAGGCUUUUGUAGAAGUGAAUGAGGAAGGCACGGAAGCUGCAGCUGCCACUGCUGGCAUUGCUAUGUUCUGCACGGCUCUGGUUAUGGAAGAGCAUUUCAAUGCUGACCAUCCUUUCCUUUUCUUUAUUCGCCACAACCCAACACAAACCAUACUUUUCUUUGGCAGAUAUGCUUCUCCAUAAAAGAGAACUUAGCACUUACAGAGUAGCUCCUGCUGUUAAUGCAAACUUUGUUCCUGAAUGAGUUGGAUUUUGACAUAGGAAGUUAAUGUUCCUGUCUUGAGUUCCUAGCAGCUUUGACUGGGAUUCUGCCUUUCCCAUUAAAACAAUUCCAGAGAAAUGUAGGAGUGUAAUUUAUUUUUCUUUCUUGAGAUUGACAUAAUCUUUAAUGAAAUGAGAAAAAUCUUGACUGUAGAGAGGGGAAAUCUUUUGAAAUUGGAGUAGAAACAGAAAUACUCUUGGAAGAAAUGUGUGUCUCCUAAAGUGCAGGAAAACCCUGUGUGCAUCCUCACAUCAGUUUUUCUGUGUCAACAGCCCCCUAUUGUAAUAACCAGUCACUCCUUAGUAAUCCAGUGACUCCUUAUGCACAUAUACCAGGAUGUUCUUGCAAAGCUAUUCCUCCCCUAAAGUUUUGCUUUAUGAAGGUACUGUAAUAAAAUACUUCUAGGCACCAAAAGGCAUAUUGUGAACAGCUGAGUUUACCCAGUUCUGUCACAAAAUAGAAGGUCAGAUAACAUUUGUUUAUAGUCAUCUAUUAAUAGAAAAAGGAUUAAGCUAUUUAAACAAAAGUAACCCCUUCCAGUCAUUAGCCAGAAAACUUGCAACAGAGCUUUUGAAUGAGGAGGAUUUUUAAAAUUUACAGGCUGGUGCCAUUUUAGUUAUUGAAAAUGUGAAAAUGUGCCAGGGAUUAGACGUUUUAGGUGCCUUUUUCCAAGUUCAGAAGCUGUCAAUAUGACGUUAGAUUCUGGCCAGAACCUAUAUCGUCCUCAAAAGAUGCUUCACCUCCCCAGAGGAUAGCUGGGUAUAAUCUGCAAGAAAUAGCUGAUGUGUGUCUUUAUGUACAAGGAUUCUACAUUUACUGACUUUCGCUACCUCUUUAUACACAAGCCUCUUGUACUGUACCACAGGCCUUGUGCCUGUGAGCCAAUAUAAUUACAUACUGUAGUGUUCUGUGUUUAUUUCUGGAGCUUAUUUGCUUGUAUCAUGUUUAUCUUGGGUACUGUAACGUUUACCUGUACAACCUCAGCUCUGAGUAGGGCACAAUAACUUCUGUAACUUCAAACUGUAUGUUAAUUUUUUCUUCAAGCAACAAAUAAAAGU